Molecule: messenger RNA, 1308 nt
Organism: Sporothrix brasiliensis 5110
Lineage: Eukaryota; Fungi; Ascomycota; Sordariomycetes; Ophiostomatales; Ophiostomataceae
Exons: 2
Coding region: 1-1308 (435 amino acids)
Biological process (GO): chromatin remodeling
Cellular component (GO): Ino80 complex
Source: RefSeq, a predicted model, not a curated record
AUGCCGUCACGAUCAAGGCGGGGAGGCGAUAGCCGGGCCACCGCGCGCGCGCCUUCGGCCGAAUCCAACCUUUCGUCUGUUCGCGUGUCCAGUACUGCGAAGCGGCUCAAGAAGAGCAACGGCGCGACAGGCCGUGAUCGAUCCGAAAGCCACGAUGUCAUUCAUAGCCGCCGGCCGACCCGCGGACCGAAGAAACGCUACAUCGAGUCCGAGUCGAGCGACGACGAUGACGCCGAAGGCGACGAUGAUGAGGAGGAGGACGAGGAAGAAGAGCAGAAGGAUGAGAUUCGCGUUGGCGCAAGCGAUGUCGAGAUGGACGCCGAGGGCGAAGCGGAAGACAUGGACAUCGACGCUGAAGGCGACGCAGAUGACUUGCGCGACGAGGACGCCGAAGGCGAUGUUGACAUGGACUCUGUCCCUGCAAUUACGGUGUCGAAGCCGCUAACGUCGGGAAGCACAAAGGCAAAGGCAGAAGCUGCAGCGGCCAAGGCUAAGCCUGCCAUCAACAAGCGGGUAUCUGCGGCAAGCGGCUCCGGCAGAAAGAGGGGCCGCGCAAACGAUGACGAGGACGAAGAAGAAGACGAGGAGGAAGAAGAGGACGAUGACGACGAUGACGAAGAGCUCAGCGAAACUGAAAGCGUGCCUGAAGGCGCGAUUAACGAUUCUGUCGAGGUAGCGGGCGACGAGGACGCCGAAGGUGAAGACGAUGACGAGGGCAAUGUCGAAGGCGAGACAGAGAUGGUGGCAGGUGAUGAUGAAGAGGAUGCUGAGGGCGAUGAGGAUGAUGAAGACGAAGACGACGACGACGACGACGACGACGAUGACGACGACCAGCAAGAUGCCGAGGGCGAAAGCGAGGGCGAAGACGGUGAUGGGAGCCGCGACGGAACCCCCGACCUGACCAAAAUGACGCGCCGGCAGCGUGCUCGUUUCGAGGAGACACCGCAGGAAUAUAUGAAGCUGUCGGAUGCGGAGGAACUAAGUAUGCGGCGGCAGGAGAUGGCGCGGAGACGUCGCAACCUCAGCGACAAGCGCAACGAAGAAGUCAAGGCCGAGACGAUCAACAAGCUGCUCAAGCGUCAGGCGCCAAAGACAACGAAGAAGAACGCACAGGCCGACGACGAAGAGGGUGCUGCCGAUGGAUCUGGGCGUUCCGCAGCGAUGUUCAUCCGGUGGACCAGCAACAAGCAGGGCAACCGCGUGGGUGUUAAGAAUGAGGUCUUGGACGGGCCCGCGGGAGCGCUGUUUGGCCCCCCACCGGCCGGCAGCAGGGCGGUACCGCAGAAGAUGGUCGAAGAGGUGUCAUAG